This is a messenger RNA of Rotaria sp. Silwood2, 807 nucleotides long. The record is from the annotation of a GenBank genome assembly. Lineage: Eukaryota; Metazoa; Rotifera; Eurotatoria; Philodinida; Philodinidae.
AUGAAGAAGAGUAUGAGAAGUGGAGCUGUUUUGAGUGAAUGCCAAAUUCAAGCAAUGCGUCUUAAUAAGCUUGAACAUCGUCGUUUACAGCGUGAUAUUAAUUUGAUGCAUCAUGAUUUACGAGAAAAUUUAGCUCGUUUACAACGACAAGCACAAAAUUUAAGAUAUCGUUAUACAAAUAUUGUACGACUUAUUAAACCAAAUCAAUCGUAUCAAUUAUGGAAAAAUCCAUACGGUUAUGAAAUAGAACAAGAUGAAACUAAGAAUUCUUUAGAAUCGAUAAAACAGAAUGAACAAUCUAAAUCUAAAACACAUCAACCGCAAGUUUCAGCAGAUGAAAGUUCCUCCGAAACAGAUCUACCAUUACUAUUAUCACUUAAUAAUGAUGAUUCAGAACCGGUUGAACCAAUAAUAAAUUUCAGUGAAAAUUUUCUUCGACCAAAAACUUCACCAAUCAAAAAACAUUUACCGAAUCAACAUCGUAUAAAACCAAUGUUAACAAUACUCAAUGGACCUACCAUGAAUUCAAAUAAUCCAAUGAAAACACAACGAUCUGAAUCUAGUUCAGUUUCUUUUCUAUCAUCGACAAUAACAUCAAGUUCUCGAAUACUUCCACAAGAUAAACUUAUUACUACACAAAAAGUAUCUAAUCCUAAUGCAUUAUAUCAAAAAACAUUACAAAAUCAAACAGAUCAUAAAUCUGUUAAACGAACACGUAUUGAAGCAGCUCAAUUAAUUGAUAAAGAUUUUACAUCACAAUAUAGAGUUCUGAAAAGACCUACACAGUCGGCAGGUGUUAUCAAAUAA